AUGUGCGCGCGUCCUGCCCCGGGCUCAGCCGAGGGCGAGCGGCGGCACCGCGCGUGUGCGCGCGUGUCCGUGGGCCGGGCCGAGCGGCAGCGCGGGCAGCGGGCGGCGGCGGGCGCAGUCCCAGCGCGCACCGCUGGGUGGUGGUCUCGGCUAAGGCGCCGCCGAGCCCGACCCAGCCCAGCUCAGCACAGCCAAGCCCAGCCCAGCUCACAACAGCCCAGCCGGGCGGAGCGGGCAGCGGCUGCGGCAGCGACCGCUGGGUCUGCCAGCCGAGCCUGGCACACCGCGGCUGCACUCCGGGCUGCGGAACCGACUGGAAUACAGAGGGAGCAGAAGGGCACCCGACCGCUGCCGCUUUCGUUGGGGACUACGCGAGAGACCCGCGAGAAGGAGAUCGGACACCGCCGCCGCCGCCGGAGCCGGAGGAGGGCCAUGGCGAUGGCAAGGCAAGUGCUUUGUGUGUGUGCUUUGCUCUCCCUGCCGCUCGCUCGCUCGCAGCCCAUCCGCUACUCCGUGGCCGAGGAGGCGGACAGCGGCUCCCUCGUAGGCAACCUGGCGCAGGACGCGGCGCUGCCGCCGGCGCAGCUCUCGGCUCGCCGCGCCCGCCUGCUGGCCGAGGACGGCCGGCAGCACUUUCGCCUCGACCGCGCCAGCGGCCGCCUCGUCGUGGCCGACAGGCUCGACCGGGAGCAGCUGUGCGCCCAGUCCGACACCUGCACGCUCGCCUUCGAGCUGCUGCUGGCCGACCCGCUGCAGUUCUUUCGGGUCGAGGUGGCCCUGCAAGACAUCAAUGACCAUUCGCCCGUUUUCCCUGCUGAACGAGUCACUUUUAAGAUCCCCGAAAAGAGUGACCCAGGCUCUCGUUUCCCUCUGGAGGUUGCUCGGGACCUUGAUGUUGGCAGCAACAACGUACAGGCAUACAGCAUCUCUCCCGAGAACGAGUACUUUAGUGUCUCCUAUGACAGUCGGGUUACAGGCAAGAAGUCUAUCGAACUGGUCUUGGAAAAGCCUCUAGAUAGAGAGGAGCAGGCAGAGAUGCAUUUCAGUGUCAUUGCUGUGGAUGGGGGCUCUCCUCCCAGGAGUGGGACCACCCAAGUCCAUAUUGUUGUCCUAGAUGUCAAUGACAAUGCUCCAAUCUUCACACAGGAGGAGUACAUAGGGAAGGUUGUAGAAAACGUACCAACGGGUUCUGUGCUUCUGACUGUGUUGGCAACUGAUCAGGAUGCAGGAAUUAAUGGAGACAUCUCCUACCAAUUCAGUGAAGCAGUUAGCCCGAGUGAAUCAUUGUUUGAGAUUGAUUCCACAACAGGAGAAAUUAAACUUCGAAAGCCACUGGACUUUGAGGCAGCAGAGACUCACGAACUCACUGUGAGGGCCACAGAUGGAGGGGGCCUUUCCGCAAUCUGCAAGGUGUUGGUGGAGGUGUUGGAUGUGAAUGACAAUGCCCCGGAGCUGGUGGUCAGUUCCUUCAGCAGUCCCCUCCCCGAGAACUCAGCGCCCGGCACGGUCGUUGCCCUCUUCACCGUCAGGGACCGCGAUGCUGGGGCCAACGGCAAGGUCUCCUGUGCCCUCGACGAUCAGCUCGUCUUCUCCCUGCGCCCAGCCUAUAAGAAUUACUAUGAGCUGGUGACCGUCAGUGCCCUGGACCGCGAGGAGACGGCUCAGUACAUCGUGACGGUGACAGCAGCAGACGCGGGCUCCCCUCCUCUGACGAGCAGCCACACCUUCACCGUGGCCAUCUCGGACGUCAAUGACAACGCGCCUGUCUUCACCCAGAGCUCGUACACCAUGUACGUGCGUGAGAACAAUGUGCCCAGCGUGCUGGUUGGAGCCGUGAGUGCCGCAGAUGCCGACGUGGGGCUCAACGCCAAGGUGACCUAUUCGCUGUCAGCGGGGCAAGCGGCGGAGCGGCCUUGGUGCUCGUGCCUGUCGGUGAACUCGGAGAGCGGGCAGGUGUUUGUGCUGCGAGCCCUGGACUACGAGCAGCUGAGGCAGAGCGAGGUGGUGGUGAGCGCCUCUGACGCGGGCUCUCCCCCGCUGCGAGCCAACGUCACCGUCCGCCUGCUGGUGCUGGACGAGAACGACAACGCCCCGCUCGUGCUCUACCCGGCGCCCGACAGCGGCCCGGCCUCCAGCGAGCUGGUGCCCGUGUCGGCUGAGGCGGGCUACCUCGUCUCCAAAGUGGUGGCCGUCGACGCCGACUCGGGGCAGAACUCGUGGCUCUCCUACCACCUGCUCAGGGCCACCGACCCCGGGCUCUUUGCCGUGGCUGCCCAAAGCGGCGAGGUGAGGCUCAGGAGGCCCGUGACAGACAGAGACAGCGUCAAGCACAAGCUCGUCGUCCUGGUGCGAGACAACGGCCGCCCACCCCUCUCAGCCACCGCCGCUCUCAGCGCACUCCUGCUCAAGGACUUCUCCGACCUGCGCCAACCGCACGGCAGCCCCGCCACCGACGACCAGCCCGGCUCCCUCACCACCUACUUGAUCCUUGCCUUGGUCUCUGUCUCCCUGCUCUUCCUUGGCUCCACAGCAGCCUUCGUGGCUCGCAGGCUGUGCAAGAGAAAGGAGCUGAAGGCUGCCCACGUGCUUGACGGGGCCGACAACUUGCCGAGCGGCCUGGCCGAGGCAGCUGCUGCAGGGACCCUGCCCCACCCCUACUGCUACGAGAUCAGCCUCACCACGGGCUCGGGCAACAGCGAGUUCAAGUUCCUCAAGCCCUUCGGCCCCAGCCUGACACCACAGCCCUGGGCCAUGGCCGGAGGCCCCAGUGAGGAACAGGUUUUCCCUUGUGUCCCUGUCCCCACAGAGGACGUGACACCGGACGAUGCUGGGACUGUCUCUGCAGAACAGUUCAACAGACUUUCCUUUAAUUAGAACGGGGUCGUCACAGCCAGAGGUUUCAUGCCUCGUGGUAGGAAGGGGUGCAGGCUGCAGCCUGUGGGUUUGGUUCCUCCAAGAUAAAUCUGUAUUUGCAAUUGGCAUAACCAUUUUCCAGAAAUUGUAAAUCAGGGAAUACUUGUGUUUCACUAAAAACCAAGAAGCAUAGAGAAUAAAGGGUCCUAAAGCUCUUUCACUCAGACAGUUGUAGGUUUCAGAACUGAUUCAGCCAUUUCUGACAGGCUUUAAGAAUGGGGUUAGCUCUCCCAGCUAAGCUCUUGUCUCUCUUGCUGUCAGAUAAGACCAUGGGCUCUUCUGUAACAGAAUGGCACAGUUGGGUACACAAAUCUCAUCCUCUCUGAAAUGCAUAAAGACAUUUUUCCAGCUCAGCAAUGUUGUGAACGCAGUGUCUCAAUGUCGUGUGAGCACAGGGCUCUUGCUUUCCUGGGUUCUGAAUGUCUCUGUCUGAGAUACCAGCCUGUAGGAAUGGUUCCUCCAGAGGAAAUCUGUAUUUGCAAUUGGCAGAACCAAAUUCUAGUAAAUUGUAAGUCAGGGAAUGCUUGUGUUCCACUGACAACCAAGAAGCAAACAGAAUAAAGGGAACAAAAUCUCUUUCAGUCAGACAGUAGUAGAUUUCAGACCUGAUUCAGCCAUUUCUGACAGGCUUUGAGAAUGGGGUUACCACUCCCAGCCAAGCUCUUGUCUCUUUUGCUGUCACACAAGACAGUAGACCUCUUCUGUAAUGGAAUGGAACAGCUGGGCAGAGAAAUCUCAUUCUCACUGAAAUUCACAGAGGCCUUUUCCCAGCUCAGAUAAAUUAGGAUGUUGUGAGUGUCGUCCUAGUGUUGUGGAAGCACAGCACUCUUUCUUUCCUGGGUUCUGGAUGUGUCUGUCUGAGAUGUGUGGGCCCUGUGUCCUUUGCUCUCUUGUCACUGUGUCUGUCUGUGCAUCACUAGUGCUGCCUGGUGAAUUAGGCAUUUGCUCCCAUUCAGCCAUUGCUAUGCAGGCCAUGCCAUGCUUGUGUUCCACUAAACCCCAAGAAAGAAACAGAAUGAAGGGGGCCAGAGCUCUUUCACUCAGACAUUCAUAUGUUUCAGGUCUUUUAAGGCCAUUCCUGAGAGGCUUUAAGAAUGGGGUUAGCAGUUCCAGCUAAGCUCUUGUCUCUCCUGCUAUCAGACAAGACAGUGGAUCUUUAAUUCUGUUCUAUAACACUAUGGCACAGAAAAUGAGACAGGCAAACCUCAUCCUUUCUGAAAUUCACAGUGACCUUUGCCCAGCUCAGGUCAGUGCUGGGAAGUUGUCAGUGCUGUGUCACAGUUGCAUGUGAGCACCAAGCUCUUUCUUUCCUGCGUUCUGGAUGUUUCUGUCUGACAUAUAUGGGCUCUGUGUGCUUUGCUUUCUUGUCACUAUGUCAGUCAACACAACCACUGUGUGUUUCCUAAUGUUCACUGGUGUUGCCCGCUGAAUCAGGAAUUCCUGCCAUUCAGCCAUUGCAAAGCAGGCAAUUCCAGCUCAGCAGGCAAGGAGGGUAUUUUGAUACUUUGAGUACAGAGGUCUCGUCUUCAGAGAAGAGCAGAAAAAUGCACAGUAAGAUCUUCCUUUGACCAAUAAGAGGGGAUUGGCUGUUCUGUCUUUUUGCAGUACAGUAGCACAAAUGGUGUUGGGGUGGGCUGCAACUGUACAGAGUUAUUAAAACAUGUUCAUUGUUUUUGGGUGCAUUGCAUGAAAACUCCAAAUGUCCUUCAAAGAGCAUUUUUCUGAAGAUACAAUCAAGAUGAGCUUGUGAAAAGGACUUUGGCUUUAAUCUUCUCAUUGAUGUUCCUGGAUUCCGCAGAAUUGAACU
Messenger RNA from Pipra filicauda (Wire-tailed manakin), 4720 nucleotides. Its product is annotated as protocadherin beta-15-like. Gene Ontology annotation, molecular function: calcium ion binding. Gene Ontology annotation, biological process: homophilic cell-cell adhesion. The transcript has a single exon. Gene Ontology annotation, cellular component: plasma membrane. NCBI's taxonomy places the organism in Eukaryota, Metazoa, Chordata, Aves, Passeriformes, Pipridae. The record is from RefSeq and is a predicted model, not a curated record. The coding region runs from base 1 to 2874 and encodes 957 amino acids.